Molecule: messenger RNA, 387 nt
Organism: Phytophthora infestans T30-4
Lineage: Eukaryota; Oomycota; Peronosporomycetes; Peronosporales; Peronosporaceae
Exons: 1
Coding region: 1-387 (128 amino acids)
Source: RefSeq, a predicted model, not a curated record
AUGGUGUGGAGAGCCAUCAAGGUGAGGAAGGUACUGCUGGCGAUGGUCGAGCUGGACGUGGACGGCGCGUUGUUUGACAGCGCUGCCGUGUGGUCGGUGUUCUGGUCCGUGGACGCAGAAGUUCACGGACGCGCCAUUGAGCGGGCCGAUUUCGACAACCGUGAGGGCCAACGUGCAGGUGUGCUGGCAGUAGCGUGGCGAGUGAGAUAUAGCGCUGCUGGCGUCAAAUGGUCCGGAUUACGGAUCUCCAGCACGGUGGGGAUGCUCGGAUGUAUCCGUGGUGGCGUCCGGGACACGGUGGAGCGGUUGGAUGUGUUGCGUCCGCCGGAUAUCUCGUGGCGGUGUCGCGACCUGGACCUGGCCGUGGGGCUGCACACGAUGGUAUAA